Messenger RNA from Trypanosoma theileri, 357 nucleotides. RefSeq lists its product as uncharacterized. The transcript has a single exon. The coding region runs from base 1 to 357 and encodes 118 amino acids. NCBI's taxonomy places the organism in Eukaryota, Euglenozoa, Kinetoplastea, Trypanosomatida, Trypanosomatidae. The record is from RefSeq and is a predicted model, not a curated record.
AUGGAGACUCUUACUUCUAGAAUGCGCCUGCGUUUCCGCACGUUAUGGUUGAAAUUGUUCGGUUCGCGGACCACGAAUUUUCAAGUUAAAGCAACGACCGAAUCCUUUUUUUUUCCCCCUACUCCCCAAUCGUUUUUUUUUAAGGACCGCCUCCAUUUUUGGGCACAAUCCAGUGGAAAUACAGAAAAAGAAAAACACCACUGCGACCACUCAAUUGGUGGAGAUAAAAUAAAGACCGAUUUGGAAAAAAGAGCAGUUUCCCUUAUGCAUCGGGCGUGGCGCAUCAGAAAGCCACGGCGGCGUUCCCCGACCCUUCCUGAAAAGCUUGGCGGUCCGCCUUUUAAUUCUGAACUAUAA